Messenger RNA from Galeopterus variegatus (Sunda flying lemur), 4950 nucleotides. RefSeq names its product cystic fibrosis transmembrane conductance regulator (ATP-binding cassette sub-family C, member 7) (gene CFTR). Bases 1 to 4950 code for a protein of 1649 amino acids. NCBI's taxonomy places the organism in Eukaryota, Metazoa, Chordata, Mammalia, Dermoptera, Cynocephalidae. Gene Ontology annotation, molecular function: chloride channel activity; ATP hydrolysis activity; ABC-type transporter activity. Gene Ontology annotation, cellular component: cytosol; apical plasma membrane; plasma membrane. The record is from RefSeq and is a predicted model, not a curated record. The transcript has 28 exons. Gene Ontology annotation, biological process: chloride transmembrane transport; bicarbonate transport.
AUGACGGUCACAACCGAUGUUGACCUUGGUGACCUGGAUGAGGUAGCAUUUGUUGGAUUUCUCUGCUGUAAAGUUACUUCCCCUGACUCGACCCCCAGUACUGUUCUCUUUGGAAGGAAGUUACCGUACACAGCCCACCCUCAAGAAGCGCUAAGGCGAAUACAUCAGACACCGCCGCGGAACUUUCCGGCUUCUAAGGCUGUACUUCGAUACACGAGAGAUCUAUUGCCGUUCCGUUUUCAAACUGCACCUUGCAGACGUAACCGGCUAGGAUCUCGGGAUAAAGAAGGAAGGCUCCGGGAAGCUGGCGGCGGCGGGUCCUGGGUCCUGCGGAACGUGGCACGUAGGAGGGUCCUGGAAGCUCCCUGGGGGCCUUUUUCUGCUCCUGCCAGUGGCUUCUGUCGAGCGACGCAGGCUGGACCUGGACAGAGACCGCGACUGUCCCUCACCUGCUGGCUGCGGCUGGGGCUGGACGGAGAUUUGAAUCAGUAUCAUAUUCCAAGUUUAUAUUGGAGAUCAGAUCAAGCAGAUAUUUAUAUCUGCCUGUCUUUUCUUUAUUUUAGCUGGACCACACGAAUUUUGAGGAAAGGGUACAGACAGCGCCUGGAAUUGUCAGACAUAUACCAAAUCCCACCUGCUGAUUCUGCUGACAAUCUGUCUGAAAAAUUGGAAAGAGAAUGGGAUAGAGAGCUGGCUUCAAAGAAAAAUCCCAAACUCAUUAAUGCCCUUCGGCGAUGCUUUUUCUGGAGAUUUAUGUUCUAUGGAAUCUUAUUAUAUUUAGGGGAAGUCACCAAAGCAGUACAGCCUCUCUUACUGGGAAGAAUCAUAGCUUCCUAUGAUCCCGAUAACAAAGUGGAACGCUCCAUCGCGAUUUACCUAGGCAUAGGCUUAUGCCUUCUCUUUAUCGUGAGGACACUGCUGCUACAUCCAGCCAUUUUUGGCCUUCAUCACAUUGGAAUGCAGAUGAGAAUAGCUAUGUUUAGUUUGAUUUAUAAGAAGACUUUAAAGCUGUCAAGCCGUGUUCUAGAUAAAAUAAGUAUUGGACAACUUGUUAGUCUCCUUUCCAACAACCUGAACAAAUUUGAUGAAGGACUUGCACUGGCCCAUUUUGUGUGGAUCGUUCCUUUACAAGUGACGCUCCUCAUGGGGCUGAUAUGGGACUUGUUACAGGCCUUUGCCUUCUGUGGACUUGGUUUACUGAUAGUCCUCGCCCUUUGUCAAGCUGGACUAGGGAGAAUGAUGAUGAAGUACAGAGAUAAGAGAGGUGGAAAGAUCAAUGAAAGACUUGUGAUCACCUCAGAAAUGAUUGAAAAUAUCCAAUCUGUUAAGGCAUAUUGCUGGGAGGAAGCAAUGGAAAAAAUGAUUGAAAACCUGAGACAAACAGAACUGAAACUGACCCGGAAAGCAGCCUAUGUGAGAUACUUCAAUAGUUCAGCCUUCUUCUUCUCAGGGUUCUUUGUGGUGUUUUUGUCUGUACUUCCCUAUGCACUGAUCAAAGGAAUUGGCCUUCGAAAAAUAUUCACAACCAUCUCAUUCUGCAUUGUUCUGCGCAUGGCGGUUACUCGGCAAUUCCCCUGGGCUGUACAAACAUGGUAUGAUUCUCUUGGAGCAAUAAACAAAAUACAGGAUUUCUUACAAAAGCAAGAGUAUAAGACGUUGGAAUAUAACUUAACAACUACAGAAGUAGUGAUGGAGACUGUAACAGCCUUCUGGGAGGAGGGAUUCGGGGAAUUAUUUAAGAAAGCAAAACAGAAUAAUAACUCUAGAGAAAUAUCCAAUGGUGAUAACAGCCUCUUCUUCAGUAACUUCUCACAUCUUGGUACUCCUGUCCUGAAAGAUAUCAGUUUCAGGAUAGAAAGAGGACAGUUGUUGGCAGUUUCUGGAUCUACUGGAGCAGGCAAGACUUCACUUCUAAUGAUGAUUAUGGGAGAACUGGAACCUUCAGAGGGCAAAAUUAAGCACAGUGGAAGAAUUUCAUUCUGCUCUCAGUUUUCCUGGAUCAUGCCUGGCACCAUUAAAGAAAACAUCAUCUUUGGUGUUUCCUAUGAUGAGUAUAGAUAUAGGAGUGUCAUCAAAGCAUGCCAACUAGAAGAGGAUAUCUCCAAGUUUGCAGAGAAAGACAAUACAAUUCUUGGAGAAGGUGGAAUCACACUGAGUGGGGGUCAACGAGCAAGAAUUUCUUUAGCAAGAGCAGUAUACAAAGAUGCUGAUUUGUACCUGUUAGACUCUCCUUUUGGAUACCUAGAUGUUUUAACAGAAAAAGAAAUAUUUGAAAGCUGUGUCUGUAAAUUGAUGGCUAACAAAACUAGGAUUUUGGUCACUUCUAAAAUGGAACAUUUAAAGAAAGCCGAUAAAAUAUUAAUUUUACAUGAAGGUAGCAGCUAUUUUUAUGGGACGUUUUCUGAACUACAAAGUCUACGACCGGACUUUAGCUCAAAGCUCAUGGGAUAUGAUUCUUUUGACCAGUUUAGUGAAGAAAGAAGGAAUUCAAUUCUAACUGAGACCUUACGCCGUUUCUCAUUUGAAGGGGAUACUGCUGUCCCCUGGAAUGAAACAAAAAGACAAUCUUUUAAACAGACUGGAGAGUUUGGGGAAAAAAGGAAUAACUCUAUUCUUAAUCCAGGGAACUCUGUAAGAAAAUUUUCAGUUGUGCAAAAGACUCCAUUAUCAAUGAAUGGCAUCGAAGAGGAUUCUGAUGAGCCCCUAGAGAGAAGGCUGUCCUUGGUUCCAGAUUCUGAGCAGGGAGAGGCUAUCCUGCCUCGAAGCAAUGUGAUCAACACUGGCCCCACACUUCAGGGACUAAGGAGGCAAUCUGUGUUUAAUCUAAUGACACACUCAGUUAACCAAGGUCAAAACAUUCACCGAAAGAUAACAGUAUCCUCACGAAAAAUGUCACUGGCUCCUCAGGCAAACUUAACUGAAAUGGAUAUAUAUUCAAGACGGUUAUCUCAAGAAAGUGGCUUGGAAAUAAGUGAAGAAAUUAAUGAAGAAGAUUUAAAGGAGAGCUUUUAUGAUGAUACGGAGAGCAUACCAGCAGUGACUACAUGGAACACAUACCUUCGAUAUGUUACUGUCCACAAGAGCUUAAUUUUUGUGCUAAUUUGGUGCUUAGUUAUUUUUCUGGCUGAGGUGGCUAUUUCUUUGGUUGUGUUAUGUCUACUUGGAAAUACCCUUUCUCAAGGAAAUAGUACUAAAAGUGGAAAUAAUAGCCAUGCAGUGAUUAUUACCAGCACCAGCUCGUAUUAUUUUUUUUACAUUUAUGUGGGAGUAGCUGACACUUUACUUGCUCUGGGAUUCUUCAGAGGUCUACCACUGGUGCAUACUCUCAUCACAGUGUCAAAAAUUUUACACCACAAAAUGUUACGGUCAGUUCUUCAAGCGCCUAUGUCAACCCUCAACACGUUGAAAACAGGUGGCAUUCUUAAUAGAUUCUCUAAAGAUGUAGCAAUUUUGGAUGAUCUUCUGCCUCUUACCAUAUUUGACUUCAUCCAGUUGUUAUUAAUUGUGAUUGGUGCUGUAGCAGUAGUCUCAGUUUUACAACCCUACAUCUUCCUAGCAACAGUGCCAGUGAUAGCGGUUUUUAUUAUGUUGAGAGGGUACUUCCUCCACACCUCACAGCAACUCAAACAACUGGAAUCUGAAGCCAGGAGUCCAAUUUUCACUCAUCUUAUUACGAGCUUAAAAGGACUAUGGACACUUCGUGCCUUUGGACGGCAGCCUUACUUUGAAACUCUGUUCCACAAAGCUCUGAAUUUACAUACUGCCAACUGGUUCUUGUACCUGGCAACACUGCGCUGGUUCCAAAUGAGAAUAGAAAUGGUAUUUGUCAUCUUCUUCAGUGCCGUUACCUUCAUUUCCAUUUUAACAACAGGUGAAGGAGAAGGAACAGUUGGUAUUAUUCUAACUUUAGCCAUGAAUAUCAUGAGUACAUUGCAGUGGGCCGUAAACUCCAGCAUAGAUGUGGAUAGCUUGAUGCGGUCUGUGAGCCGAGUCUUUAAGUUUAUUGACAUGCCGAAAGAAGAAGGUAAAUCUUCCAAGUCAAUCAAACCAUCCAAGAAUGGCCAGCUCUCAAAGGUUAUGAUUAUUGAGAAUCAACACGUGAAGAAAGAUGACAUCUGGCCCUCAGGGGGCCAAAUGACCGUCAAAGACCUCACAGCGAGAUAUAUAGAUGGUGGGAAUGCCAUAUUAGAGAACGUUUCCUUCUCAAUAAGUCCUGGCCAGAGGGUGGGCCUCUUGGGACGAACUGGAUCGGGGAAGAGUACUUUGUUAUCAGCUUUUUUGAGAUUGCUGAACACUGAAGGUGAAAUACAGAUCGAUGGUGUGUCUUGGGAUUCAAUAACUUUCCAACAGUGGAGAAAAGCCUUUGGAGUGAUACCACAGAAAGUAUUUAUCUUUUCUGGAACAUUUAGAAAAAACUUGGAUCCCUAUGAACAGUGGAGUGAUCGAGAAAUAUGGAAAGUUGCAGAUGAGGUUGGACUCAGAUCUGUGAUAGAACAGUUUCCUGGGAGGCUUGAUUUUGUCCUUGUUGAUGGGGGUUAUGUCCUGAGCCAUGGCCACAAGCAGUUGAUAUGCUUGGCCAGAUCUGUCCUCAGUAAGGCAAAGAUCUUGCUGCUUGAUGAACCCAGUGCUCAUUUGGAUCCAAUAACAUACCAAAUAAUUCGAAGAACUUUAAAACAAGCAUUUGCUGAUUGCACAGUAAUCCUCUCUGAACACAGGAUAGAAGCAAUGUUGGAAUGUCAACGAUUUUUGGUCAUAGAAGACAACAAAGUGCGACAGUAUGAUUCUAUCCAGAAAUUACUGAGUGAGAAGAGCGUCUUCCAGCAGGCCAUCAGCUCCUCGGACAGGGUGAAGCUUCUGCCUCGCCGGAACUCGAGCAAGCACAAGUCUCGAUCCCAAAUCGCUGCUCUGAAGGAGGAGACAGAAGAAGAGGUGCAAGAAACACGGCUUUAA